AGAAUGUACACAUGCUUGUGAAAGAAGAUAAACCUUUUAGACUUUAAAGUAGUUUGUAUGAUAAGAAAUUCCCUUCCUUUCAGAUUAUUUUUUUUUUAAAAAUAAGUAAAUGAAUAAACGAGGGCACUCCAAGUUCCCGGUUACAUUCACGAUUCCUCAUUUUGCAGUAAUUUGGUUCUGUCAAUGGUGACUUUUAGCUGAGAUGAAUCUAAUGAAUGUCUACAGUGUCAAGUCAAAUCAAUGACUGUUUAUUGUACAACUGACGAGGACCACAACAUUUAGCUGAUGUAGAAAAAUUUAAGAGCGGAUUACGUUGAAAUUCGUUCCUCAAGCCAAAGCCGUAUAAACAUCGUAUAAAAUGAUCUUCUAAUGUUUCAAGACACAUAACCGGAUCAGUGAAGGUUGUUCAUUGUGACGGUCAAAAAAGGAAAUCAAAUGAAAUAUAAUUUUUUUCUGUUAAAACCUAUAAUAUUGUAAGCAAAUAGUAUUUUAAUUUCUGUCAACAUAAAAGCAUGUGUAACUAAAUAUGCCAGUAAUAUCGUAUUUGAAAUUUAGUUAUUUAUGUGCAAAUCAAACAAAAAGAUAGUUGAUGGGUCAAUUUCAGAAUGUAUAUUCAAGGACAAAGUGACAACGAGUCACAGUUUGCUUUGCUUAUUUACAAUAACGCCAUUGUCACUAUGAAAGCUGAUUAUUUUGAUAUCAAAAAAGUUUCGACACACGCUCUUAGAAUCAUGGCGAGACGGCAACACCCAAAUCUCUGAUGUUUUAUCAUCAUCUCCGACAUAGUCUGUUACUAAUUAUAGAUCAGAAGAAUAAUACGCAGUGUUAUAUUUACUCCCUUUUGAAGUUAUGAUGACGUUUUCUGUUCAUGAUACUUUUGCACAUUUUUCAAUGGUGCAAGUAUUGAGUUUACAUCAAUCUAACUGGUUUGCGAAGUUCUUACUCGAUCGCAAUACAUCACAUGAGACAUUAUGUACUCACAUUUCAGUCGAAAAUUAGAAUUUAUACCGUUGUCACGUCAAAAGCUUUUAUUACGUGCACAUUAGGAUUCUACAUUUAUCAAAGCUUCCCUGAUUUGUUUUGCAGUCUUCUUCAUUGAAUCACGUGUGCAUGUGUCUCUUAAUACGUGGGAUUAAAAUAAUAAGCUCCCGAUGCAGAAAAAUGAAAAUAAUAAUCUCUAGUCUCAAUUUCUUACCACGCAUCAUCAAUGAAAAACAAACACAUUAUGCAAUAAGGCUAUGAAUUUUCCAUACAAAUUCUACCAAGCAAACGUUAUAUUGACAUAUUAUGAAAUAUCAGCCUGAUUGAAUUCAAGAUAAUGAGACGCUUGCAGUCUGGUGUUUAUCAAAGAAUAAAAAAAACAUCAUCUGCAUUGGUGACUACCAAACCAAUCUGGGAAGAGUUUCUGAAUGACCGUUGUAGGACGACAGUGACGUCAUCGUCAUAAACUCCCGACAGGCGCGUGUACCUCUACCACGUGCAUUUAUCCGUGCCUAUUUCAGACCAGCAUUGAACAACUCGUAUUAUAAGAAACAUUUAGUCCAUGUUAAAGUGUCACCUUUUAAUAUUGUCGUGGACAGAGGCGAGCGGGUUGAAUAGUGUACAUACAAGUAAUUUUUGUAUUACAGAGGAUCACAUCUUCCCUUGUAAAAAGUAGAUAUCAUAUAUGUAUUUAAAGGUGGUAACUUUGGAAACAAUUAUCAAUUGGUGUACAAAUUAAUGGAAAAGAGAGAGAAAAAAUCAAUUCCCGGUUCAGAAUUAAAUAGAUGUUCUCACACAAGAGUAUCAAAAAUAUUGAUAUAUCUAAUUUGGCCUGAAGAAAAGAGGAUUUUAAUUUCAAUCACAUUUCUUUUUCUUAUGCUAUAGAUUUUGUAAUCUGCAUUUCAAUUGUUAAUAUUCAUUUAUCUGAUUUUGCCAAAGAAUGUUUCAUCACCCAUUAUAAUGCAUGAUAUGCAUUAUAUGUAAAUAUUUUGUUGAAUAUUAUUUCUCUUUCGGUAUAGUAUUGGCAGAAUUCUUGUAGUUGAUGAAUUCUAUGAAAGUUUCAGUUUUGUAUGUAUAGAAAACAAUUAACAAAAUAUCAAUUAUCAUACGUGUCAGAUAGACUGACACUGUUCGUUUUUUAUAAUAUCGCAUGGCGUUAUGUUAUAAGGGUACCCGCACAUAUCACGUGUAGAGACCGAAUGAAUGAUUGUGAAUGUCGUUUACCAGUUGGGGAAGUUGUCCGAUGAGUUGUCCAUGGGUUGAAGAUGUUGUCCGAUGAACUGUCCUUUGAUCAAUGUUAUCCGUAAAUGGUACAUGUAGAUGUUGUCCCAUGCGUUAUGCGUGGGUUGUGGAUUUUGUCCGUUGAAAAUUCCUUCAAGAUGUUGUCCGAUUAGUUGUCCUUCGAUUAAUAAGCAUUUUCUGUUGUUUGAUAUGGUUGUCCGUGAUUGUGGAUAUUAUCCGAUGAGGUCUAAUUUGAUCAGAGGUGUUGUCUGUUGAUUGAUGUUGUUGUCUGUUGAGUUGUCCGUGAUUGUGAUUGUUGUCCGAUGUUUUAUUUCAUACUGAUUGGUAUAGUGUUGUCCAAUGACUAGUCUUUUGAUUGUGGGCGUUGUCCCGAGACGAAAUAAGUUGACCGGAGCGAGACCGAAUGGUCGAGAUAAAACUGUCAAUACAGAGUCUGUCUUGGGUUUGUCUCUUGUCCAGAUUGUCUGUCUGCCAUGAUGACAGGCAGCUAUCUAUAGCAUGACCGUACCAUAUCCGACAGUCUUAUUUGUUUACAGGUCUGUUCCUGUGAGAGUUAGCUAAUAAUAAUUAUAAGCAUUUUCCAUUAGUUGAUUAGUAGUUACAAAUAUGUAAGAACGUGGCCAGAGGGGAGGGGCACCUUUGAUGACUUAGAACAGUCGGGGUUAGGGUUGUAGAAUCAACGGACAAGAAUCGCUUACCUACACACACAAAUUGCAGUUUAGCACGAGACUGUCCCUUUUCAUGUAGAUUAGAAUACAACAUAUCAAAUAAAAGCAGGCAGAGCAUACGAUGUUUUCCAAUAUAGCGACGGCUGUAGCCGGGAGUCAAAGCAACGUCCAAUAGACGAAAAGAAAUUAUUACCCGAAACAGAAGCAUAUUAACAUCUCGGAUAAUGUCUUUCAGGAUCCCAGCGGAAAAAUAACUCAGGAGUCACAACCUUUUAUCGACAAGCCCUAAACUACUUGGUCAACGGGGGACCGAUCAUGUUUAACUUGUAUGAAAACUUCAAUAAGGAUCUGACACAUCAUGAGCCCAAGAACUGAGCACAACACUCAGCAAUAGAACUUCUACCAUGGUAGUCAGCGAAAUCAACUUUGCGCUCAACCUGUCGUAUGGUGACGCAACGUUUCUCCAAGAUAGCGCCGGAAAUAACACAGCGUUACAGAAUGCGUUCUAUAUGCAAUAUGUUGUCAACGGAAUCGUGCUUCCGAUUUUGGCAGUCUUUGGUGUAUUUGGAAACGUUCUAACUAUGAUAGUACUAUGGCGACGAGAAAUGCAUUCGACAACGAUCUUGUUCUUGCGUGCGCUUGUGUUGACGGACACGGGUAUUAUUGUGGUGGUGGCGAUCACAGUGGCGCCGUUUACUUUGUCCUUUUUCCAUCCAGAGUUAUCCUACUUUAAAGAUGUGAUAUACCCGAAUUUAUAUACCCCAGUGACGUAUAUUGUGAUGGUUAUUCAACAAUGCAAUGUGUGGAUUACGGUGUCUGUCAGUGUGGAGCGCUACAUUUCAAUCUGUCAUCCAUUCAAAGCAGCCAAAAUAUGCACAAAGGGGAGGACAUGGUUCAUUCUCUUUCUUAUCUUCGGAAUAUCAAUAUUUUACAACAUUCCAAGGUGUUUUGCAAGUAGAUCGAAAUCACACUGUUCUCUAAACGACACUCGGGAAUGCUAUAUGCUUGUGGACACAGAUUUUGGUAAAACGACAUUUUAUACCAAAGUCUACAUGGUAUGGAUGUACGCGGUCCUGAUCUAUAUUAUCCCCCUGACUCUUUUAGCUGUGCUUAAUUGUUUAAUCAUCAUGGAACUCAUGCGCAUGCGUGCACGAAGAAUAGGCACAAAUAUUCAAGAUGACAAUGAAGCUAAUCUUAGUCUCAUUUUGGUGUUAAUUGUGAUAGUUUUCAUUUGUUGCCAAACUCCAGGACUAUUCUCACAAUUUGAUUUCCUAUUCGAUCCCAUUGUGUUUCUUGAGUGGAUAGCCUUUGGAAAUACUUUAUUUGUGACGAAUUCAUCGGUAAACUUUCUGAUCUACACCGCCGUGGGGAGGCGAUUCCGCAAAGUUUUACUCAAAGUUUUCAAGAAGAUAUUUGGAAAGUCGGUGUUUUCUCGCUCCAGAAACUCGGGAUCGAGCUCCGACCAUGAGCUGGAAACUCUGCGUUCUCAACUUUACAGAAACUCUGAUAUGACGCAAAUAAAUGAUAUAAGUAAACUGGAGAAAAUGAAAUUGACAUGUUGAAAGAAUGUGAUAUUUCACUUGUAUGUGUGUCCUCCUGAUUUUUAUACUCAUCUGUAAUUUAUAUUCAUCAAUGAAUUGCAUUGUUAUAUUUUAAUCACACAUUGGUUAUUAAUGUCAUCAUGUGCUGAUGUUAGAAAAUACAAACGAAACAAUCUCAAGAACACGAGUUUACAUCGUUACAAUUUUGCUGUAGAAAAAAAUGUUAAAGGAAAGAAUAUUCCUUUCUGAUGCAUAAUAUACAGGGGAACUACUCCUCAUUAGAAUUACAGAUUCACUGCAUCCUUGUCACAUUGGUGUUUGAAAUGGCGUUCCUUCAUUUGCUAAUGAUAUCCUGUCGUGGUUUGGAGUUGACUGCCAAACUGACAUUUAUUAGGUAUGUUUAUUAAUAUGUCCACCUACAUUUACACUGUCGUGCUUAAUGUCAGGGCCCAGAUCAUGCAACUCAAUACAAAACACAACAGUUUCAUGAAAAAUUAAUAGGAAUGUGAAAGGUUUAUUCAAUUUCUUCUGUACAUUUUCAGUAUUUCCGCAUUUUCAGUUUUUAUGUAGAAUUAACAUAUACUUCUACAAUUAUGGUUCUUCCUUCCAAAAAGAGUCGCUGAUUUCAGGACAUGGAUUCUUCUGACUGAUUUUCCAGCAUAACGCGGGCAGUGGACCGCCCUUCAAGGUCAACUGUUCGAUCCCGUCAACGUUUUAAACCUUGUCUGGUAGUGUCAAUUCUAUCAUCCCGUAUGAAAAGUGAACAUGUAAAACAGUGAAAGGCGUGCCAAAAACUAGAAAAUUAAAACUGAUUUUAUCAAUUGUUCUAAAUUCCAAAGGCAAUUCUAGAACAUUGACAGGCGUUUUAUGUGACUUGACGUGGCGUCCUAGUAGUGCAUCACUGGUUCUAUAACAUGUGUAUCUUUUAAAUGCUGUUUGUUGGUAUUUAAAAGUCAACUUGUAAUCUUAUGAAAUAUGGCUAAAAUUGUUUUAGAAAAUAUUCCAUGGAAAUUGUGAAGACUCGUUUCCUGGGUGAAAAAAAAAAUGUUUACCCGAAGUUAUAAAUUUUCGAAUGGCAAGCAAGGAUUAUGUUAAGAAGUCAAGAAAUUGUGUCAUCUUUGUAACAUAAUAAAAUUAAAUAUGUUUUCCUGAAA
This is a messenger RNA of Ostrea edulis (European flat oyster), 5586 nucleotides long. Its product is annotated as FMRFamide receptor-like. The coding region runs from base 3296 to 4453 and encodes 385 amino acids. Gene Ontology annotation, biological process: G protein-coupled receptor signaling pathway. Gene Ontology annotation, molecular function: G protein-coupled receptor activity. The record is from RefSeq and is a predicted model, not a curated record. Lineage: Eukaryota; Metazoa; Mollusca; Bivalvia; Ostreida; Ostreidae. Gene Ontology annotation, cellular component: membrane. The transcript has 2 exons.